AUCUCAUUCACAGCCGCUGGGCAUUUUCCAGCUGUUGGGAUUUGGGAGGGUAUCUUAAGUGACUUAACCCUCUAACCUUCGUCCCACGCACCCCAGUACUCUUUUUCCCUGUCUAUGAUCUGUUCUUACCACCUUAUAUACUCUCUUCUUCUCCACAUAUUUACCCAGUACUCGAUCCAUUUAGUGCACACUAACCAACUUCAAAUAGUCACUCAAACAUCCCUAAAUACCCAGAGAGAGAGAGAGAUGUUGAACUGGGGGCCGGUGUUCGUGGCGGUGGUGCUGUUCGUGCUGCUGUCUCCGGGGCUGCUGUUUCAAGUGCCGGGGCAAAACAGAUGCGUCGAAUUCGCCAACUUUCACACGGGCGGCGCGUCCAUUCUCAUCCACACUUUGCUCUACUUCGGUGUCAUCUGCCUUUUCUUGAUCGCCAUCGAAGUUCACUUGUACUUCGGUAGGCUUCUACACACACACACACACACAGAGAUGGCAGAUUGGGGACCGGUAGUGAUAGCCACGGUGCUGUUCGUGCUGUUAACGCCGGGGUUGUUGUGUCAGAUACCGGGGAACGGCAGAUACGUAGGAUUCUGCAAUAUGGAGACUAGCGGAUUGGCGAUUCUGGUUCACACCAUCAUCUUCUUCGCACUCAUCGUUAUCUUCCUAAUUGCCAUCGGCGUUCACAUCUACACCGGUUAAAUUAAUCACUCCUAUAAUUCCUUCCACCACCCCCACCGAAACCAAACGAAUUGGUUACCGUAAUUUCGACGCACAUAUAGGUCCUCUUUCCGCAAUGAGUAAUGCCACAAGCACGUCUUUAAAACACAAUUCGGGACGCAACCGUGUCGAGGACCGUUAGAUACACGUGGGAUUCACGUACACAACUGUAUAUGUCCGGAAUUGUGUUUUAAAUGUGUGUUCGUCGACUUUUUGUUUCGGAAUUUGGUUUUCUUUAAUUUGUUGUUUCGAUAUGUAUGUCAACUACCGAUUUGUUAUUGUUAAUAUUGUAUAGCUUAAGAGGUUUCAGUAUGUGAGAUUACUGGUGCUGUUGUUAUUUAGUGGAAGAUGAACACUUCAUGUCAAUUUUUUAAACUCCAAUUUGACACUGUACUACUAUUUUGGUAAAGUUUGGUUGGGAGUGA
This is a messenger RNA of Rhododendron vialii, 1136 nucleotides long. RefSeq lists its product as uncharacterized. The transcript has 2 exons. Lineage: Eukaryota; Viridiplantae; Streptophyta; Magnoliopsida; Ericales; Ericaceae. Bases 115 to 693 code for a protein of 192 amino acids. The record is from RefSeq and is a predicted model, not a curated record.